CGGAGGAAGAGAACAUUUGGCAGGCAACAAAGCCAACGCGGAGAUCGGAGCGAUAGCGAAGAAGAAAGGGCGAAGCCUCUCUGCGAGUGAAAGUGAAGUCUCGCUCACUGAGUCACUGAGUCGCUGCUUCACUGCUUCGCGGGUUCUCCUCUCCCCCCUCCCCCCGCUCUUCUCUCUCUCUGUGUCUCUGAUAAUUUACAGUAGCUUUGAGCUCAUCACCUCGCUGAUAAACUCUCUGUCGCGGCGAAAAUGGAGCAAAUCAUGGCUAUGUACAAGCUCGAAGCCUUCGGCAUCAUUUAGGCUUUCUGGACUUUCUUUUUUUCCCCUCCCUCCGACCUUCUCCUUCUUGAGCUCUCCCUCCCUCUCUCUUAUCCUUCUGUCUAUCAACUUAUUGCUGGAGAUGGCCUGCCGGAGCAUGAUGUCGGGGAACUUGGAGCCGGAGAGGAAGAGGAGCGGUGGGCUGAGGACGAAGCAAGCGGGAAGAGGGUCGUGCCGUGGCAGUUAGCUCGUGCCAGCCGAGCACCGGCACCGCCUAGUGCCUUUUGAUUUCCUUCUCUUGUCUGCUCGUGCACGCUUGGUUCGUGCGCGUUGCUUGCUUUCUCGUGACGCCUUUCGCUGUUUGGAGCUUCAUUGGAGGUCGAAGCGAUGGGGUACUUGCUGAAAGAAGCCCUCAAGACGAUCUGCGGCGUGAAUCAGUGGUCUUACGCCGUGUUCUGGAAAUUCGGCUGCCAAAAUCCCCAGCUGUUAAUAUGGGAAGACUGUUAUUAUGAGCCUCUGCGAUGUUGUGUUCCUCCGCCAACUGCUGGAUCUGUGAUCGGCAAAGUGCCUAUGGGGGAGUUUGAUGGAUGCUUGGUCCCUCCUGAUAAUCUCUUUGCUAGACCCGAAAAUCACGCAUCGGAUAAAAUUCAGUCACUGAUUGACAAGAUGAUGAUAAAAAAUCAGAUCAAUAUUUUAGGUGAAGGAAUAAUCGGACGAGCUGCGUUCACAGGAAAUCAUCAGUGGAUACUUUCAAGUAGUUAUAAUGGAGAUGCCUAUCCACCUGAGGUACAACAUGAGAUGCGUCAGCAAUUUUCAGCUGGAAUGCAGACAGUUGCAGUCGUUCCAAUCACUCCGCAUGGAGUUAUACAAGUCGGUUCUUCUUUACAUAUUAUGGAGAAUGUGAGAUUUGUGGAUGAAGUGAGGAGUUUGAUCCUGCAACUACGGUUUGUCCCAGGUUCCGUGUCUUCUGACACUUACCCAGCCAAAUUAGCUGUUUCUAUCGGUAUGCCUGCUGCAGAUCUAUCUAGAAAUGGUAUGGCUGCACCAACAGUUGUCAUGAGUGCAAAUGCUAAUUCGUCGGGGUUUGCUAAUCAUCGAUCUUGUUCUCAAAUAACACGAGUUCAAGACUAUCCUUGGACCACUGCUUUAGGAUUUCAGACUCCUAACCAGCCAUUGAGUUUGCUUGAGUCCCGUGGCCAACUUGGAGCUAGAGAUGUUGGAUCCCAAUCAGCUUGCAGCACACUCGAGGUAUGGCCGCACCAACAGGCUGCUUCAUCUAAUAAAAGGACAGGAUCCUGUCAUCAGAACGGGUUUGGCCAAUCGGGUGUUAACCACAACCACAUAGCAUCAACAGAGAUGAAUUUAUAUUCAGAUGUCUGUGCUCGAAACCUUGUCAGUGAAAAGAGUCAUGCAUUGGAUGGCUGUAUAACUUCUCAAUUGAGAAUAAACAAUGCAGUGGACAUUGAUAUGCAUAAAGUUUCAGAUAUAGCUCCGUUGCAUGGGGUCAAUAAUGGAAUGAGUUAUCAACUAAAGGAAAUUUCAAGACCGGUUUUCACAAAUAUGGAUGAGGUCAAAGUCCGGGGCAGUCUAUCAUCAAACUUGGAGGGUAUCCCUUUGAUGAGUGUAGAUGGCCACAAAACCACUAAAAUGAGCGAUUUGCUUUCAGGAGGCUCAAAUCAGACAAAUCAUCCCACGGACAUGCAAGCUACUGGAAUUGAUUUUCCUUCUGGGCAACUGAAGAUGGAAAGUGCUCUUGCAGGAGUUUUCAGUGGUUCAGAUGAGCAUGUGUCAGUGAAGGAGCUCAUUCCCCAGUCUCUUCUUGAUUUUGAGAAUUGUAAUAGCACAAAUUUUAGGCAUGUGGAAGAAACUUCACAUAAUUCAUCAGGAGAUGAUUUAUUUGACAUAUUGGGUGUGGAAUUCAAAAAUAAAAUACUAAGCAGCAAUUUCGGUAAAGUGGAUGGUGGUGGGCUUGAUGGUAGCCCAGGGAAGAUGGGCAAGGAAACGUUGGUUUCAGUUUUAGAGCAGGACUCUGAUUCGGCUUUAUACUCCACUAGUGAGAGCUUUUCAGAAAGUGGUGUUUUCCUGGGGGCUGGCGCCGGAGGUGGUGAUCUUUUAGAUGCGGUAAUUACGAGAGCUCCGAAGCAAUGUGCAGAUGAUGUUGUAUCCUGUAAGACGACAAUCACGAAUGUCAGUAGCUCCAGUUUGCCAGGUAGUUCUCCCAGCUAUAGCUGCUUUAGUGUGCUGGACAAGGUGCAAGGGGAGUCUAUUGGGUUCCCAAAGCCUCUGGUAAAGGUUGGGACAACAGCUCCUUGUUCUUUCAUAUCUGGCUGUAGCAAGGAGGGAACCCGCAGUCAUUCCUUCUGUGGAUCCCAGAUUAGUUCUUGGGUUGAGCAGAGUCAUGCUAUGAAGCUUGACAGUAGUGUCUCCACUGGUUAUUCCAAGAAGCCUGAUGAACUGGUAAAGUCAAAUCGCAAAAGGUUAAAACCUGGAGAGAAUCCUAGACCCAGGCCAAAGGACCGCCAGAUGAUCCAAGAUCGUGUGAAGGAGCUGCGGGAAAUUGUACCUAACGGGACAAAAUGUAGUAUAGAUGCUCUGCUGGAACGAACCAUUAAGCACAUGCUUUUCCUUCAGAGUGUCACGAAGCAUGGUGACAAGCUAAAACAAACAGCGGAGUCCAAAAUGCAGAUCAUUGACAGAGAAGGGGGAUUGCUUUUGAAAGACAAUUUUGAGGGGGGAGCAACAUGGGCAUUUGAAGUAGGUUCACAGGUCUGCCCAAUCAUAGUCGAGGAUCUUAACGCACCCCGUCAGAUGCUUGUAGAGAUGCUUUGUCAAGAACGGGGCUACUUUCUAGAGAUAGCUGACAUUAUCCGGGGAUUAGGAUUGACCAUUCUUAAGGGGGUAAUGGAAGCCCGGAAAGACAACAUUUGGGCACAGUUUGCUGUGGAGGCAAAUCGAGAUGUGACGAGGAUGGAGAUAUUUAUGUCACUUGUUCCACUUUUGGAGAAAACUACCAAGGGCGGUCUCGUGCAGGACACUGCCAUGGAGAGAGUUCAGAUGGUCCAGCCCUGCAUUGCUGUUGCAAUGCCCAAGACUGUGCAGUGACCACCUGCUAUGUAUUCUCCUUGGUCUGGCAAAGUGUUGAGAGCAAGCUUGGUUCUCACUUGCAAUGACCAACAUGGACUCCAGCCCAAAUCUGUCUAGCUGUUUUUAUGUGGAUUAACUUUCUUGAUCUCCUGCAAAAAGAUGAUCCAUGUCCUCGCAGCACACUCUGCUCGACGGUCAACCGGUGUUAAGGUAGCAGGAGGGCUUUUCUAUGAUGAAUUGGUCUGGCCCUCUUGCCGAAAGAUUUGAUAUGGGAUACGGCGGGGGGAAAAUAUGCAUUUCAUUUGUUGUUGAUUUUUGUUGCAGUUGUUCCUGAGGGAACUUGACAUUGAUGGGCUGACAUAUGAUCAAAUUAAGUGCCUAUUCGGCAUUGGCAGUCUUUAGAAUGUUCUGCCUGUUCCUUACCUUGGUAGGACUCCUUGUAAUCUUCUCCCGUUCUUCUUCUCUCAGGUCGUAGGCACUUGUAAUCUCUGUUUCUUCGCUUAUUCUUGUUUGUCCCAAGGAUUUGAACAUUCUCAA
This is a messenger RNA of Rhodamnia argentea, 3879 nucleotides long. Its product is annotated as transcription factor LHW-like. Gene Ontology annotation, biological process: regulation of DNA-templated transcription. The transcript is spliced from 10 exons. Gene Ontology annotation, molecular function: DNA-binding transcription factor activity; protein dimerization activity. Lineage: Eukaryota; Viridiplantae; Streptophyta; Magnoliopsida; Myrtales; Myrtaceae. Bases 646 to 3360 code for a protein of 904 amino acids. The record is from RefSeq and is a predicted model, not a curated record.